GACCUGACCUCGUUUCCGACCACAACGGCAUAGCCUUAAAUAGCGAAAUCGCCUGAUCUAUCGAUGCCGCUAUGGAAGUGACUUCACGAAGAUCUUCUCUUCCUCUACUGCUACGAUGGACGCGCUUACUAAUCCACUCAAAGCUCAGCGAAGUUCGGUAAAGAUGAUUUACCUGAGUCGCUAUAUAACGUUGCACUCAAUGCAGUGCUGAUCAUCUCUGUCGCUCGGAUAUGGCUACACCUCGACCUGCCAGCUUUGACUAUACACUGCAAUCCCGAGGAAAGGAGGCGCAGAUGAAGCUCAUAGGACUGUCGAUACAGUCGCUUCUCUUCGGCACGUAUCUUACUCUCGCUCUGGCCAUGUUCUACCUCCUUCGCCAUCGUCGUGCUGGAUGGGCAAGUACAAGCACAGCCCGACACUCUACCAAGGGUCGGCUUCUUGUUGGAUUGUGUAUACUUACCACCACAUUGACCGGUCAUUGGAUCAGCCUUGUUAUCCGAUCCUUCCAAGCAUUCAUAUACUGGCACGGCGCGCAGCAGGCAUCCAUGUACUACGUGGAAUCUGCAGGCUCCAUCGGGAUCGUGAGGUUCGCCUUUCAUGGGGCAAACGGCCUCAUCUCGGAUGCCUUCGUAAUAUCCCGGUUCUUCAUCAUCUGGGACUACAGCAAACCAGUGGUCGUUUUCCCCCUCGUCUGCCUCGCGGGGUUCUCUGUCACAGCCAUUGGAACUACGUAUGCGUAUGGCGUGUUCGAUCCCUCGAUCCCUGAGACCCUUACGUCCCUACAUCACUGGAGGCUUGCGCGAGCCGUCCCUUCGCUAAGUAUCAAUUUCUAUUGCACCGCGCUGGUAGUCUGGAGACUGGCUCAUAUCCGGCGGCAAACCAUGGACCAUGGUAUCAGCCAGUCAAUCAAGACCGCUCUCAUCAUCGUAGUCGAAAGCGCCGCCUUAAAUACUACGGUCAUCUUGCUCUCCCAGAUCAUGUACGACGUCGACAACGUUUCGACUUAUUUCCUUACGGACUGCGUUCCGUACAUAUCCGCACUCACGGCGAUUCUCAUACAUGCACGCGCGGUGAUAUCCAACGCCACAGGUGCCAACAUAACAGGACGCGAGCUACAGGACGGAAGUUCGGACACUCGACCUGCAGGUGUGUGGAGGAGCGGCAAUGUCAAGGGAAGCGGCGGCGGAGCUGGCAGCACAGAGGACCACGAAAAUCGCCCCAGCACUGUGACGAAAUUCGCCGAGUCAUCCAUGAAGUCGACCCUGGAAAUGACGGAAGUGACACGAGAUUAGGGUACGAUAGCCGCCUUCUUGCCUCAAUACAUACAAUACGAUCAGGGUAUUCGGCUGAAUAGACG
Schizophyllum commune H4-8 is the source of this 1357-nucleotide messenger RNA. RefSeq lists its product as uncharacterized. Bases 231 to 1292 code for a protein of 353 amino acids. The record is from RefSeq and is a predicted model, not a curated record. The transcript is spliced from 9 exons. NCBI's taxonomy places the organism in Eukaryota, Fungi, Basidiomycota, Agaricomycetes, Agaricales, Schizophyllaceae.